Messenger RNA from Diorhabda carinulata, 2523 nucleotides. RefSeq lists its product as uncharacterized. The record is from RefSeq and is a predicted model, not a curated record. The coding region runs from base 1430 to 2437 and encodes 335 amino acids. NCBI's taxonomy places the organism in Eukaryota, Metazoa, Arthropoda, Insecta, Coleoptera, Chrysomelidae. The transcript is spliced from 3 exons.
ACCAAAAAAUAAUGUAAAAACUGUUUUGGUACUAAGGUAUAUUUUGUCCAUGCCAGCAAACACUCAAGAUGAUGUAAUCACUUUAUUGAAGACCAUUAGAGAACAGAACAAUCAAAUUUUGCAGUGGAUCCGAAAACAAGAUCGCAGUGGCAAUCACGCCAGUAAUACAGAUUUACCAGAUGAUAUAGGCGUACAGUUUCCUUUGAAUUCUCAAGAGGAUAUUACCAAAUUGGAAACAUACCUGAGUGAAAAAAAUAAUUGCCUGGCUUUGUCGGCAUAUCUAUCGACUUUUGGAGGGAGAGAUUUUACUGGACAUACAAACCGCAUUUUAAAUUUUUUGUUCACUUAUUCUCUUGCAACUAAUUGGAAUUUUGGUGGCAAACGAGGUGAGAAAACGGCUUUUAAAAACUUAAACGUAAAGGAUGUGAUUAUUGGUGCUGUAAGAAAAAGCUCCCCUCUAGUCAGUCAGAAAGAAAUAGAAGAUACCAUCAAGAUGUGGUUGAAACAUGCACCAGAGAAAUUGAAAAAGCAGCAGCAUGGCAACCCGUAAGAAAAAAAGUGUUGUUAGUCAAAGACAACUCUACAGAAGGGUGGCAGAAGCAAAUUUAGCACCUGUGAGUCAGAAUUGUUAUAAUACAUCUUUAAUAGUUAAUAAUGAUUCCAAUGAAUCAUCAAAUUCCGUUUUUUUUUGCUGAUUCAAUGUGUGAAAGUGAAAAUGACACCUGUUCCUCAAGAGAUUUAGAUUUUAAUGUAAACUCGCCUAAUGAAAAUUUGCUCUUCAAUGAUGCGACGUUAUACAACCAUUUGACUUCCUAUUCCAGUAACGUGCCCCCUAACGAUUUAUUUUCUAAUGAACCGCCGCCUAGCGAUUUGCAUUCGAAAUUGUCAAACUGGGCAGCUUCAAGGUACGUUCGACGUACAGUAGUUACUCAUCUCUUGCAUAUCUUACAUCCAUACCAUAAUGAGUUACCGUUAGACAGUCGAACGCUGCUGAAAACGCCCAGAGAAACGAAAACAAAAUCGUUGUUAAAUGGCGAAUAUUGUCAUUUUGGACUUGUUAACGCUUUAAAAUUAAAGUUAUUGUCAGUGCCCAAUAUUUCUCAGUACAGCAUUAUCAACAUUUCAUUUAAUGUAGAUGGACUGCCCAUUUAUAGAAAUGGUCAGAAACAUGAUCUCUGGCCCAUUUUAGCACUUGUAAAAAAUUUUAAGAGUGAGCCGUUUGUUGUUGGUUCUUUUUUAGGAAGUGGCAAACCAAAUUUAUUGUCAGCGUUUUUAGAAGAUUUUUUAAUUGAGUUAUCGAACUUACUUACCACGGGCAUUGAAAUUAAUAAUAAUAUCCAUGAAGUAAAAGUUCACAGCUUUGUUUGCGAUGCUCCUGCGCGCGCAUAUCUGAAAUGUGUGAAGACCCUAUGUCUUUCCUUUAGACUAUAUGCACCUAGUUUGUCUAGGUGUAAUGAAAAAACUUUUGCGUAUUUGGACAGGACGCGCAAGCCGAGCCAAAAUGAGCUCUACUGCAUUUCAAAAUGUAUCUGAAAAAAUUGUUUUUCUCAGUAAAUGUAUUCCAGUAGAAUUCAAUCGGAAAGGGCGCAGUUUGUCUCAGUUGGCAGAUUGGAAAGCAACGGAAUUUCGAACAUUUUUACUGUAUAUUGGGCCAGUUGCUUUGUAUGGGAAUGUCGAUUUGGCAAUAUAUGAGCAUUUUUUGCUAUUUCAUUGUUCAAUUAUGAUACUUAUUUCUAAACGCCAUAUUGAAAAAUUCGGAGUUCCAUUUGCGCGCCAACUUUUGCAUUUAUUCGUAACGCACAGUGAAAAGAUCUACGGAUUAGAGUUCUUAGUUUACAAUGUACAUUCCUUAUUACAUUUGGCAGAUGACGUUGAAAAUUUCGGGCCACUAGACAAUUCGUCAGCAUUUCCAUUUGAAAAUUAUCUCCACCAUUUAAAAUCGUUAGUUCAGUCUCCGAAUAAACCAUUACAAGAGAUUAAUAGACGCUUAAAAGAAAUUGAAAUGACAGUGUACGAAAAACAUGACUCUACUUCACCUGAUGAUGAACACUUCUGUAAAUGUGAAUUGUCCCAUUUCUUAGGACCAACGCCAAAUUUCUCUUGCAAGCAGUAUAAAAAGCUUCAUUAUAAAGAUUUUAUUUUUUCUAUUGCAUCAUAUUCAGAAGCAAAUUGUUUUUGUCUUACCUUAGAAGGACUGGUUUUCAAAAUAGAAAAUAUAGUAGUGGAUAAUAAUGGAGCAGUUUUUAUAUUAGGUAGGAGGUUUCAGGAUUACCGUUCAUUUUACAAAUACCCUGUCGACUCAAAAGAAUUCUAUGUUUAUCGCAUCCAAAAUUUAUCAGAGUAUAUCGAGUUAUUGCACUGCCACAAAGUUUUUUCGAAAUGUAUUGUUUUUCCUUUCAAGCAGGAAUGGUUGUCAUUUUCAUUAUUGCAUCAUUAGUAAUUCCUUAUUUCAACUUUUAUGUUCUAUAAGUGUAAUAGUAUGUAGUUUUUUAAGAUUUUGUAAUAAACUGGUAUUAAUUUGAA